This is a messenger RNA of Cordyceps fumosorosea ARSEF 2679, 1989 nucleotides long. Its product is annotated as subtilisin-like protease. The coding region runs from base 1 to 1989 and encodes 662 amino acids. Lineage: Eukaryota; Fungi; Ascomycota; Sordariomycetes; Hypocreales; Cordycipitaceae. The transcript has 12 exons. The record is from RefSeq and is a predicted model, not a curated record.
AUGAAAGCUAUCUACUGGCCGCUUGCCCUCGGGCCUGCUCUGCUGCGCAUGGCGGUAGCAGCGCCAUCUGGAUCCUCCAAGGAUGGAGCGUCCGAGCCACUGGGUCAUAUCGUUGUUCUUAAGCAGGAAUUGGAAAGCAAGCAUGUUGACCGUCAUCUUGAUUGGGUCAACGGAAUGCACAAGGGCCUGAACAGCAGGGAUGAUGCGGACCAGGGUCAUGGGAUUGAACAUACCUAUCGCGCACAUGACAUCGACUUUCACGGCUACUCUGGUAAAUUCUCUGAUGAGGUGCUUGAGAAAAUCAAGCGGCACGAGCAUGUUGAUUUUGUGGAAGAAGAUGGGGUCCAUUCCCUUGGGGAGCGACAGGCGGAAACCCCGGAUGACAAGCCAUCUGACGAUGGAAGCAAUGAACAGCCAUCUGACGAUGGAAACAAUAAACAGCCAGGCAAAGCCAGCACUCCAACUGAAAUUGUGGGAAACCAGAAUCAAAACGAGGCUGUUGGUCUCCUGACCAUCGGACAAGGGUACAAUACUUUCCUGGACAAGGGAAGAAUCGUCGACGCCGUUAUCUGGCCUAAGAACAAGAAGAGAGCUGAAACAGACGGAGCGGCUGCUCCCGCUGGAAAUGAGUCAACUCAGGUCGAGACGCUCUUCAAAUGGACUCCUCCUACCACUGAUAUGGACGACUUAAUUGACCUCGACCUGGAGGAAUACUUUGAGCAGCCCAAUCUCAAGGAGAUUAACGAUCGUGUCAUUGCCGAAUUAAAGGUGCUCAAGGAGGAAAGGAAGAAGCAAGAGCAGGACAAGGACAACGCGCUUGCCACUAAUGAAAUAGAAACUCGCGCUGAGAAGCAAAACUGUCCCGGUACUUUGAGAAAGGAGUACAAGCUCACAGAAGAUUUCAGUUCGUAUCUGAAGACUCUUGACAUCGGUGGCGGCGCAACUAUCUCGGGUUGGGGCCAGAGUGCAUCUGUGUCCGGCAACUACCUGAACCAGGCAAAGUUUGCUCAAAAUACCUUGACAUAUGUUGCGUUCCUUGAUGUCGAGAAGCAAAAGACUCAGCCUGGUGGAUUCCAGAUUAAUCAGGCAAGAUACAAGGCUGGACAAUUUGCCCGCGACUUUGGCGACCGGUGGAUUCACGGCUUCAAGACCGGCGGCAAGAUGAUUGCUCGCCUCACCUUUACCUCCAAGGACGGCACCAAGACAUCAGACCUAAAGGCACAUGCUGAUGCUUCAUUGGGCUUCUGGGGUGUCAAGGGAGAGUUGAGCCUAGAUGUCAAAAAGGGCAUGGAAGAAGUCAGCAAGCGCAGUAGUGUGGAGGUAUCUUUCUUCUACGAGGGCGCUUUGGGCAUUUUCAUGGAGAAAGAUGAAAAAGCGCCUGGGAACAUUCCCUCUGGAUCUGCAGAGGCGGUGCUUGGGCAGGUCAAGCAGUGGGCCGACAAGUUCCAGAGCCAUGCCUGCGAGCACACCUUCGCUUACGGUCCCCUUCUUGAUGAGUACGCUACAGUUCCGGGUUUCCGCGACCUAGACGCCAACAUCAAGGCUCCUAAUUAUGACACGGCGCUCCUAUAUGCUCAUGAGAUUCUGCGCUUAAUGGUCAAGAUUGAGGAGCAGAAGAAUUUCCUGCUAUCCGGCAAAACCUUGGCCGAGGACAAGAAGUUUCCGGUGACGACUGACGCGAUCGAGAUGAUCGAUGCAUGCAAGAAAUGGGUUGAAAAUGCCGAACUGAAUCCGGAGAACGUCAAAGCCCCGGCAAAUGAACUUAUCAAGCUUCUUAACGACGGAUUCAUCAAGAAGUAUAAAGCCGAUGUCAUUAAGGAGCAGCAGAAAAACACCCCUCAAGGCAUGGCGGAGUGUAGGGACAGAAAGGUCGCGGCGAUAAAGGAGUGCCUCGCGAAGGCUGGUUCGGGUAAGACUCUGGAGGACGUGUUAAAUUGCAAAGAUGAUGGUGCAGAUGCGUUCUACCGGUGCAAGAAGGGCCUUGAGUAG